This is a messenger RNA of Arachis stenosperma, 1114 nucleotides long. RefSeq names its product protein FAF-like, chloroplastic. The transcript has 2 exons. Lineage: Eukaryota; Viridiplantae; Streptophyta; Magnoliopsida; Fabales; Fabaceae. Bases 78 to 893 code for a protein of 271 amino acids. The record is from RefSeq and is a predicted model, not a curated record.
AUUAACCACAUCCAUCACCUGAACUCUCAUCUCAAGCCUAACUUUUCUGUUGUAAUAAUCACAGAUUACUAAUUAAGAUGAUGGUGCCGGCAAUGAAGAAGCAAGAAGAAGAAAAUGAUAGUAAGAAGUUUGUUCGAACAUGCUGGAGUUCAAUCUUGAUGUCCAAUAAUAAUAAGUCCAUGGAAGAAGAAACAUUGAUGAAUUCAUUGAAUUGCAUUCCUCCUUAUUAUGUUGCAAAGACUAAAAAAGCCUCUCUCAGUGAUAAGAGUCUCCAGAUAUGCACUGAAAGCCUUGGAUCCGAAACCGGCUCCGAUCAUCUUCUUUUCUCUUCCUCUUCUUCUUAUACCGUCCCUUCUUGCGUUCAGACUCAAUUUCAGGCUCAAACUCAGGCUCUGCCAGAACAGCAUUGUGCUAAUAAUCUUGUUUUCAUCAACAAGUGCGCACCGCGUUCACCUCCUUCUUCUCUUCCUCCUCCGCUGCCUUCGCUUGGGACGCUGUCCCGCCGGCGUGACGGCAAUGGGAGGCUGUUUCUAGAAGCUUUGCCAGCUGUUGCUGCAGCUUCUCACAAAAACAUUAACAAGAACAACAAUAAGCUCUGUGCUCAACGCCAAGACGGUCGUCUCGUCCUUACCUUUGCUGCUUCUAAAGAAGAAGAAGAAGAAGAAGAAGAAGAAGAAGAAUUUGAGGAAGAUGACAAUGUUGUUGUUGAUGAAGAAGAGGAGUAUGAUGAAGAUGAUGAAGUAGAGGAAGCAAAUCACGAUGAUGAUGAUGAUGAUGAUGAUGAUGGUUACUUGGUUCAUCAUCACAAUAAUAAUAAUCCAAAGAGCAUUAUUAGUUGCAAGGAUUCUAGAAGGUCUUUUCUACUAUGGGAACCACAUUGCAUUGCUACUUAAUUUCAUGAUGAUUAAUUAAUUAAUUAGCCAUAAUAAUGUACUCUUAUUUAAUUUUUAUUAUAUAUAUCACUCUACUUAAUAUCUGUCUUCUAUGUUGUCUCUACCAGCAGCUAGCUCCACUCUUUUCAGGGAGCUGCUGAUUAAUUAGUUCAAAUAAAUCAAUUAACUAGACAGAGGAUUUAUAUUUAUGUAUGUGUUUGUGCAUGUAUACACAGGUAAGU